Molecule: messenger RNA, 1092 nt
Organism: Pneumocystis jirovecii RU7
Lineage: Eukaryota; Fungi; Ascomycota; Pneumocystomycetes; Pneumocystales; Pneumocystaceae
Exons: 5
Coding region: 1-1092 (363 amino acids)
Cellular component (GO): nucleus
Molecular function (GO): protein binding
Source: RefSeq, a predicted model, not a curated record
AUGAAGGUCAAUAGGACAAUGGACCAACAAAGAACAAUACAUCGUGGACAGUUUGUAGCAGACUGGCCAACAUAUGCAGUUGACUGGGCAGGCGAUGUAUAUGGUUGUGUACUUGUUGGUAGUUUUGCAGAUGAUGGAACGAAUAAAAUUGAAAUACUGCAGAUGCAACCAACGCAGCUAGUACACAGUAUAGCUACAGCACAGCUUAAUUAUCCAGCAACACAAGUACAAUGGGCGCCUCAUAAAAUAACGGGAAGGGACAGUGGAAAUAUACCUUUUAAUCUCUUUGCAAGUACUGGAGGUGCAUUUCAAUUAUGGAGUAUUGAAGAUGGUGUCGUUUCUGCUUUAGCAAUGCUUAAACAGAAAAAUACGAAUGUUUUAAAUGAUGUAGAAGGUUCAACAGCACCGACAACAUCAAUGGAUUGGAAUAUAAUACGGAGAGAAAUAGUGGUAACAGGAUCAGUAGACACAACAUGUGUCGUUUGGAAUGUAGAAAGACGGAUAGCACAAGCACAGUUAAUUGCACACGACCGGGAAGUGUUUGACGUGGCAUUUCUUGCACGAAGUGCAGAUGUCUUUGUCAGCACUGGUGCUGAAGGCAGCCUCCGUAUGUUUGAUCUACGGUCGCUUGAACAUUCAACAAUUCUUUAUGAAGCAUCAUCAAAUGGGUCUCUUCCACUGUUGCGAGUAAGUGCAAAUACCCAAGAUCAACAUUUUGUUGCUACAUUUCAUCUUGAUUCGAAUACUGUACAUAUUAUCGAUAUUCGAUUCCCUGGUGUACCAUUGCUUAAUUUAGCUGGUCAUGAGGGAAAUAUUAAUUGUGUUAAAUGGGCACCAGGAAGCCGAAAUAUUUGUUCUACGGGAGGUGAUGAUGGACAAAUACUAAUAUGGAAUACAACAGAGAAUGGUACGUUAUUUGAUGCAAAAACAUUAGCUUUAUAUGGAAAUAUGAAAAACAAUACAUGUAGACAACUUAAUGAAUCUAUUUUUUUUUGGAGUGCAGAAGCCGAAGUUAAUAAUUUAUGUUGGUCUAAUGAUGCUGAAUGGAUUGGUGCAUGUUGGGGAAUCAGUUUCCAAGCAUUAAAAGUAUAA